GGCGCGGCCGUGGCCCGCGAGCGCUUCAAGGUGGUCUUCGCCCCUCUGAUCUGCCGGAGGACGUGUCUGAAGGGGCUGUGCCGGGACUCGUGUCAGCCCGGCUCCAACAUGACCCUGAUCGGAGAGAACGGGCACGCGGCCGACACCCUGACCGGGUCCGGCUUCAGAGUGGUGGUGUGUCCCCUGCCCUGCAUGAACGGGGGCCAGUGCAGCUCCCGCUCCCACUGUCUGUGCCCCCCCAACUUCACCGGCCGCUUCUGCCAGGUCCCCGCGGGGGGGCGUGGGGGGGGGCCCCCCCCUCCGCCGCCUCCCGCUCCCCCUGAUGCCCCUCCCGAGCCCCCCCCGGGCUCCAAGGUCGCCGUUUACGCCGUCCAGGUCAUUGCCGAUGGCCCGGGGGGGGCAGCGGCCCCCCCCGAGCCUCCCCCUGGGGCAACCCAUGGCGGGGGGCACGGCGGGGGGCACGGGGGGGGACACGUCAGCCACGCCACCUUCGUGGUGCCCCUGGGGCCCGGGCACCACUCCUCUGAAGCGCAGGUGCCGCCGCCGCUGGUGAACGUGCGGGUCCAUCACCCCCCCGAGGCCUCGGUGCAGGUUCACCGGAUCGAGCCACAGCCCCCCGAGGGGGCCCCCCGGGGCAGUGGGGGGCUCCUGGCGCACCCCGCCCAGCCCCCCGCAGGCAGCAAACCCCCUGCGCCCCCCCGGCCCCACACCCACAAACCCCUGGGCCGCUGCUUCCAGGAGACCCUGCCCAAGCACUCGUGUGGCAGCAACCCCCUCCCGGGGCUCACCAAGCUCGAGGAUUGUUGUGGCAGCAUCGGCAGCGCUUGGGGCCAGAGCAAGUGCCACAAGUGCCCCCACCUGCAGGGGUCGGGGUCCCCGAAGGCGGCGCGGGGGGAGCGCGGGGGCGACUGCCCCCAGGGCUACAAACGGCUCAACAGCUCCCACUGCCAGGACAUUAACGAGUGUGCCCUGCCCGGCGUGUGCCAGCCCGGCGAGUGCCGCAACACCCAGGGCAGCUUCCGCUGCUCCUGCUCAGCCGGGCACGUCCUGGGACCCUCCCGGAGCCAGUGCCUGCCGGAGCCAGGUGAGGAGCGGGGUCUGUGCUUCCGGCUGGUGUCAGGGACACAGCAGUGCCAACACCCCCUGCCCACCCGCCUGACGCGCCGGACCUGCUGCUGCAGCGUGGGCAAGGCCUGGGGGGGACGCUGCCAGCGCUGCCCCCCCGACGGCACCGCUGCAUUCAAGGCCAUCUGCCCGGCGGGGAAGGGGUACCACGUCCUCACAUCCCACCAGACCCUCACGAUCCAGGGCGAGAGCGACUUCACCCUCCACAUCCAACCCGACGGGACCCCCGAGCGGCCUCCCCGGCCCCCCCCACCCGUCCCCAGCCCUGCGCCACCCGACGUGCCCUCGCCAUCAGCGCUGGUGGCCCGGCCCACGCCGGCCCCGCUGUGGCAGCUGCCCCCGGAGCAGCUGACCCGCAGUGCCGCCGAGAUCGCGCCCACCCAGGUCACCGACAUCGACGAAUGUGCCAAGGGCGACGUGUGCGGGGACGGCGGCACCUGUGCCAACGUCCCCGGGCACUACAAGUGCGAGUGUCACCCGGGGUACCGGCGCAAGGGCUCCCGGCCACCCCUCUGCGAAGAUAUCAACGAGUGCCUGGAUGUGGGGACGUGCCCCGAGGCCAAGUGUGAGAACCAGCCCGGGGGGUUCGUGUGCACCCCCUGCCCCCCCGGCUUCCGUGGCCUCAACGGCGCCUGCCUCGAUGUGAACGAGUGCGAGGCAGGAGGGCUCUGCCCCGGGGGGAGCUGCGUCAACACCCCCGGCUCCUACAAGUGCCAGUGCCCCCCCGGGCUGCAGCCAGCGCGGGACCCCCCCCGCUGCCAAGCUCGGGAGCCCCCCGCCCCCCGCAAGGAGUGUUACCUGAGCCUGGAGCUCCCCGUGUUCUGCGACGCCGUUUUGGGGACCAACGUCACGCGGGGGGAGUGUUGCUGCUCCGUGGGGGCGGGAUGGGGGGACCUGUGCGAGGUGUACCCCUGCCCCCUGCCCUCCUCAGCCGAGUUCGUGGAGCUUUGUCCCGACGGGAGGGGCUUCAUCCAGGACGACAACGGCCUCGACUACGGAGUCCCAGCGCACCGGGACAUCGAUGAGUGCGGGCUGUUCGGGGCCGAGAUCUGCAAGGGGGGGAAGUGCGUGAACACCCAGCCGGGCUACGAGUGCUACUGCAAGGCCGGCUUCGACUACGACAGCGCCCUGCGCCAGUGCCUGGACGUGGACGAGUGCCUGGACGAGUCGAACUGCGUGGACGGGGCGUGCGAGAACACGCGCGGCUCCUUCCGCUGCACCUGCGGGCCGGGGGCGCGGUACCACCCGGGGCUGCGGCGCUGCCUCCCCCCCCCCGAGCACGAGCGCCCCCCCGGCCCGGAGCGGCCCCCCCCGGAGCGGCGGGACGUGUGCUGGCAGCGGCGGGGGGACGAGGGGGUCUGCGGGGCGCCCCUCGGGGGGGGGCCCCUCACACUGGACGAGUGCUGCUGCCGGGGGGGGGCCGGCUGGGGCCCCCACUGCCGGCCCUGCCCCCCCCGGCCCCCAGGCCUGCCCUGCCCCCCAUCACAGAGCGAGAGCAAUUCCUUCUGGGAUGUGAGCCCCCUUGGCCUGGAGGGGGCCCACAGAGGUGACGACAGCUCCGAGGAAGACUCUGCUGAAUGUCCCUGUCCCGGGGGGGUCCCUGGUCGCUGCCUCCGCUCCCCCCGGGGACUCUGCGAGUGCCCCCCCGGCUUCCAGCCAGACCCCACCCGCACCCGCUGCCUCGACAUCGAUGAGUGCCGGGACCCCCGGGGGGGCCCCCGCUGCCCCCGUGAGCGCUGCAUCAACACGAGCGGCUCCUUCCGCUGUGCCUGCAAAGCCGGGACUGCCCGGGCCCGGCCCGGGGGGCUUUGUCUCCCCCAGCGCCGCUGA
Messenger RNA from Lepidothrix coronata (blue-crowned manakin), 2955 nucleotides. Its product is annotated as latent-transforming growth factor beta-binding protein 3-like. Gene Ontology annotation, biological process: supramolecular fiber organization. The transcript has 20 exons. The coding region runs from base 109 to 2955 and encodes 948 amino acids. NCBI's taxonomy places the organism in Eukaryota, Metazoa, Chordata, Aves, Passeriformes, Pipridae. The record is from RefSeq and is a predicted model, not a curated record. Gene Ontology annotation, molecular function: microfibril binding; calcium ion binding.